AUGCCUUCUCUUCAAGAACAGUUGAAGAGUUUAAAAACUCCGGUUUCCAAACAGUUGGGAGUUGAAAAGAUAACAGAUUCCUUAUUGUUUGAUCGAAAAGAGGCUGCUACCUUUACUUCAGAAGAGUAUUUCAACUUGGGUACGUUUUAAAAUUUGUCUUUAUUUGUGUUUAGGCUUGUUGGGCUUGCAAAAGCUGCGUAAGUUGGAUAGAACACUGGCUGAUGCCGAGUUCGAUCUGUUUCACCCAGCUAAAGUGUCGUUCAAUAGGGCUGUGAUAAGUGCUGAACAAAAUGAAGAGCUGGACAAGAAGUUGAGGAGUUUGUUGGUGCACAUUUGUCCGUAUUUUCAUCAUCAGUCUUGUAGACAAGUACUGGAAUGGCUGAUCCACAAGUAUCAGGUAAUAUUAGCUCUUUAUGUCUGCUUUUUAUUUUUACGAUUUAAGAGCAUUUUAGUGACAUUUUUUUUAUGAUUGUAUUUUUAUUAUCUUGAUUUAGAUUCAAUUGUACAAUGCUGAUUUGAUAGCCAACUUGUUCCUUCUAUAUCACUCGACCAACUCUUUCGGUCGAUUGUUGUCGAUUCUGAAUCUGACGAAGAAAGAAUGGUCUUUUUGUUCAGACUACGCUACAAAAGGCUUGCCAAUUCCAUUUGAAGUGCUUGUGAAGGGUUGUUUGAAGACGGGAGCUACAUUUAUAUCUUCACUGUCAGCUACGUUAACAGAAGCUAUUCAACUGGUCGGAGAAGAUUAUGUGGCUGAUAAGAUGCAAAUGCAUUUCACCUUCUUUGCUAGUCUUGUUGUUCAUCUGUUUGCGGACCCUGCUCAUAUUACUGAAGAACUUAUUUCAAGAGUCAUACCUUUUGUAGGUAUCGCUUUGAAGUCGAAAGUUUUGCCGUACAAGACAGCAGGUUACAUCAUUAUUUGUGAUUUGUGCAUGAAUACGACAUUGGCAGAAGAUGUGUUGCAAAAUGUGUUGAAACUUUGUUUAUCCGUAAGUGAUUUUGUUGUGUAGAAUUUUAGGUAUUUAAACUAUGAAAUUUAAAAUAUAUAGUGUUAUAUAUAUUAAAAUAUUUAGAGUUUAUGGUGUUAAUGGAGAUUUAAUUAUAAAAAAUAACGUUAUAACUUUAGAAAGUGAAAGCAGAAUGGUUUGAAAUGACAUUAAACACAACUUUUGUCAUAACACAACAUCAGAGGUUGAACACGUUACCUUUGAAAGCCACUUUGAACUUUUUGAAGAGAUCAGAAGCUGAUGAAGAUAUUAAUCUACAAGAGUUUUUAGCUACAGCUACUAGGAAGUUGGACAUUAGUGCGUUUAUUGUGGCCUUUACAAAGACUAUAACAGCUUUCUUGGCUCAAGGAGGUAAGACAUGAUAUGUUUUUGGUAGUAAACUGGUUUUUAUUUUGUAAUCAAGUUAUAAAUUGUUUAUUUGGGUAAGACAUAAUAUAAUAUGACAAAUGUAUUUUUGGUUAUGAAUAACUGUGUAUUGGAAAAAAGUAAUGGCUAUAUUGUUUAGAAGCAGAUACUGAAACGGAAGAACUUGUGCUGACAUACCUUGAACUUUUGUUGGAUUUGGAGAACAUGAGUUCAGCUACAGCUCAAGGAUUCUUGGAAGCUAUUUUGGAGAACUUUUCAACUAAAGAAGGUGUUGCUAUUCCAAGCAGGUUGUGUCCUAUCGUCAAGAAUGUUGUUAUUAGGUAGGUAAACAUGUAUUUUGUUCUAGAAGACACGCUUUUUUUGGUCGAGAAUACACGCCUAGAUUAACUUUACAAUAAUUAAAUUGAUUAAGGAUGAUUAACGUAACUUGUUGUAGAUUUUCAACAAUAUUUGAUCAGUUCCGAGCUCAGAACCAUCUAACAGACGGCCAAAUGCUUGGAAGAUUGAUGGAACAAUGUAAAAUUGCUGAACAUGAAGUAGGAGUGCUCGAUUUUACUGAGAACAAAAAGAAGCGAAGAAGGCGAACAUCGAGUAUGAGAGUGUUAGAAGAAGACCCAACUUUGUCUGUAGCACAAGGUUCUGCGCCUAAAAUCAGCGUAAGUUUUAGACUAGUGCAAUAUGCAAGGUCACAUUUAAAAUUUUGGUACAAUUUGUUUAUAACUUGCAGUUCACUUACAGUUUUUAGGUAUGAAAGUGGAUUUUUUACUGAAGGGUCUAAUUUCUUUGCUUAAUGUUUGUUAUUGUGAAUAUUUCAGAAGAAAGAUCAACUCGAUGCCUUACAAAGUGGAAACGAGAUCAAGAAGAUGUUCAAAAGACCAGUAUCGGAUAUUGCGGAUAUGUUAAAUGCUGACGAUAUUGAUGUGAAAGAAGUGGAAUGGGCUUUAUUAUCUUUAAAUGAUGACAAUUACUUGUCCAGACAAACUUCUAAGGAGUUGAAUGGUUUCUGGGGAAAUGUUGUUGUAUUCAUUUCGAAAAACCCGAAAUCAGAACUACGAAAGGCUUUGAAACUGGCAUUGGUUAAGGUUGGUAUAUAUAUUUUUUGUUUCUCGUUAACAUUUUUUUAAAUUUGUUUUGAAUACAACACGGAAAAUUAGUUUUUAAAUAUUUUAUUAACUACUACAAUAUAGAAACUGUUUUUUUAACUCUUAAAAUUUAGGUGAAUAUUGCGGACAAGUACAUAGUGUCGUUAAUGUCAAGACAUCAAAUUGCAGCUAAGAAGCCAAAAUUGGAAAAUAAUAAUGGAAUUGAAGAGACUUUGGCAAAAGAAAGUGAUCAGGAGUUUGGCGAUCGAAUCUUGUUUGUUCUUGAAGCUUUAUUGGCUUCGAUCGUUGUGACGCCUUCUAAAGCUGUCAUUCAUAGGAUAUUCAAGCUCAUUGAAAUGUAAGCGCUUAUAUUUAUGACAUUAACUUGUUUUAACAAUUUUUAUUUUUUAGGUAUUAUUUGCAGAAAACAUAGUUUUUUAAAUAUAAUAUAAUGGAUGACUGAUUUUUCAAUUAGAAAGUAAUAUUUAUCGGUUUUAUAAAUAUUAUAUCAUUUCUUUACUUUUAGAUCUCAAGUCACUGAUAAGGUCAUAGAACCCUUGAAGAACCCUGUACAAGUACAACAGAUUUGCUUUGCCUACUUGGUGAAAUCUCUUCGAAGUUCAGAAGUUCUUCAAACCAUCGAAACUGAAUGUCAAGCUGAAGUCUUGAUCAACAUUAUCAGAUUUGGUCAUGAUGUUAACAUAUUGAGGAACGCUUUGAAGGUUCUUACGGCUGUAGCACCCAGAAUGCCAACUAAACUGACAGCGCAAGUAAUGUCACUCUUUGCUUUUAUGGGCGAAGGACUUUUGAAGAAGGACAACGAAAUGACAUUGGCUGUAGUCGAGGAAUCUUUGUCAUCUUUGAUCACAGCUGUCUUACAAUCAUUCCAAAAAGGGUCUAUUGAACUGAAACGACAACUACUGGCCAUCAGCAGAAUAUUCGCCAAAUCUCUUCACGAUAUUCCAAUCCAUCGUCGACUGAAGGUGGUGAAGGUAAUUGGAAGUUGUGUGGAACCUGAAGAUUUGUGGAUUGUUUUCGCUUCAAUCUACGAAGACUUUUGUUUGAAUUGGGUAAAAGGAACGGCCAGAGAUUGGGAGGAGGAACUGGACUACCUCUCUUUGGACUUGUUGGGAUCUUUGGCUCCAGAACAUCAGAUCCAAGCGUGCAUUGACCUGGUGAGGUAUAUUGUUGGUUUGAGCGGAGAUGAGGGCAAAGGAAAGAAGUACGACGCUUUUGAACUGAAGAUAUUUGAUGGAGGUAAUCAGCCAUUGAAGAAGUUGCGACAUUACCGGUAUAUUGUGAUUGGUUUUGUUGUGAAGGGCGUUAGUCAACCAGUGCUGUUUGAAGAGGUAGUUUCUUAUGUCUAUGUUAUUAUUACUUCUUUUUGAAUUUAUAGGUCAAAUUAAAGUUUAAUAUUAUUCUAAUCUUUUUUGUCAAACUUUUAUUGAACUUAGUUUUUUAAAUUUACAACCAAUUUUAGUUGGCCAACUUGUCAGACGAAGAAAUUUACGAAAGAACAGCAAGUGUUGGUGUCAAAAUGCUGGAGACCAUCUCGGCUUUGGAUGACUUUGUCCUAAAGGAACUGACAACAGCAGAAAAGAAGGAACAACAAGCCAGAGGCAAAGCUGAUGCACCUGGAGCUAUUCAAACCCUAAAAUACUGGAUUGCGUUAUCAGCGAGAGCCGAAGUAAUAGCGGACAAGAUGAGAUGCAUGUUACCGGCUAAUGUCAGCGGCCACAUUAUUUGUGAUCUUUUGGAUAACAAGUCCACCACUUCUAAAAUGAGAGAUCGUGCUUUGCAGCUUCUGAAUGUUAAGUUAUUGAGUGAAACAAGCAAAGAUGGCGAGAAAUCAGAACAGUUUGAUACCUAUUUGGUCAAGUUCGCCAAGCUGUUAAGUCAGUGGAUUAAGGUGGCGAAGAAGGUGGAGGAUGUAAGUUGUUGUAAUACAAAUAUGUUGUAGUAGUACUAAUGACCUGUUUAUCUUUUUACGAAUUGUAUUUCAGGAUUUUUAUAUUGUUUGUAAUCAUGUUUUAGGUUGCAUUGUGCCAAAAAGCGGCGUUUUCUUUGAAAUUACUGGCCAAAAGAGUUGUCUCAACAGAGUGCCAACCGACUUUUGUUGAAGCAUUGAGGAAGUGCUGUGAAAUUGUAAGUAUUUAAAAGUGUUAUUUCAAGGUUUUACAAUUUAAACGUAAUAUUGGCCUUGGAAUAGGGGUUUUUUAAAGUUUGGCAGUUUUAAUAAUUUAAAAAUAUGUCAAUUUAGUUAACCAAAUGGAAAGAUCAAGACGAAGCCAUGCUUGGCAAUAUUCUCUUAUUAGUAGCCGAGAUUGUAAGAUCCAGACUUGUGUCAUCUGCAAUCCGAGAGAAUUGUGACAUUAUCUCUCAAACUUGCUUGAACAUCUUGAAGAAGUGUACUGCCAAUUCAGAACAACCUAAAACAAGUGAAGACACUUCGGCCGUAGCCAGAAGAUUCAGACAUCGUGCUCAUUCUAUGAGUGGAAGGCAGUUCGGAGACGAUGUUGUCUUUGUCUGUGCUUUGACCUUGAUGUUGAGGUUGCUGGAUUAUGAACAUGAAGUAGGUCGUGAAAGCUAGUGUUUUGGAAUUGAAACUUUUAAUGUUUUUUUCUUUAAAGUACAAUCUAAUAGGUCUUACAGCUGUAACUUACUAAUAAUGUUAUUGUAGAGUUCACAAUCGUACCACGAAGACUUCUUGAUCAAAGUAUCCGAACUGACUACUCGUUAUAUUCCAGUAGCUGAAAGCUUGAAAGAAGAAAACGAAGAAGAUAAGAAGUCGGAAACAGCUUCACAAAAGACAUCUCCAGUCAGACAUCGACUACAACAACUUAACACGUCAUUUGCUAACGUUUCAUUAGAAAGACUUCAGGAGUGCUUAAGUGGAGCUGUCAAAAAGGUUCAUGACAAUGUGGUAAGUGUAAUAUCGCAUUAAAAUUGUUUUAAAAAUUUGAUUUUUUGGCUUCUUUUUGUGUGAUUUUGACAUGUGUUAUUUGUUCUUAAUAAUGUUAAGUUAAAUUAAAAUUUAUUUCAGGAAUGUUUGGCAAUCCUGGGACUUUUGUUGGAAGAUGCUGUGAAGAAGAACGAAGAAAACGAAAAGAUUGGCAGUCUUUCUGUCGAAUUCUUGCCGACAGUUAUUGACCUACUUGAGGUCAGAAAGAACACUAAACAUACGGAUGUAAGUGUUUUACAAUAUUAUUUUAGGGAAUUUAAGAUUAACUUAAAAUAUUUUGAAAAACUCUUAUUUCGGAGAAAAUAAUGAUUAUUUAAAGGGCUCUCUUUUUACAUUAUAUUUUAGGCAUUUUUGUUUUGGACUUUUAUUUGCUCAAUUUACCUAAAACAUUCUUUAUGACUAUAUAUUAUCUAUGUUUUUACAGGAAAACCUAGAAUCCUUAAAAUUGGCCGAAACCGCAGCGGCUAGAGCCUUUAUUUCAUUGACCGAAAACUUGAGUGAAUCAGAAUUGACUCCGAUCUUUGGCGAAUUUGCUGAUUGGGUGGAUCAAGCAUUGGAAAGUGAUGAUGAGAAUAUUAAGUACAGAGUGUCUACAGUCUACUUCUUGGCCAACAAGUUCUACGACUACUACAACACGUUGGCUCUGCCAUACUUUAACCGAUUGUUCUCGUAUGUUCCAAAGUUGAUGAAGCGGUUGAAUGUGGCUACAAGUAAGGUUUUGGUUUUAAUUAUUUUGAGAGAUUUAUUUUAAAAUAGUAACUUCAUAUUUUAUUUAGUUAUAUUGUGUUAUAUUCGAAAAAGGGAUAAGAUUCAAAAUUUUAGUUUUUUGUUGUUUUACGAUCAGUUGUGAGGAAUUGAACGUAAUGUUGUAUGAUUUUAGCUGAUUCUGAUGAAUUGUUUAUUGACGGAAGCUCAAAAGGGUCCGUUGAAGGAAUUAUGGCCCACGACUUGAUCAUCCGACUUGUUCAGUUUGUAACAAAAUGUGCCAAACACAGGGUAUUUAUUGGAGAGUAAGUCGAACUUGAACUGGCUUUCAAGAUUUAAUUUUUAUUCCAAUGUUUUAUUAAAAAGGCUUACAUAAAUAUAAAGCAUUCAUGUGCUGAAAAAUGUAAUUGUCAGUGUUUAACCAAGAGAUAAUCAUAAUUUUUUAGAGAUAGAGCCGAAGUAAUUCACGAAUGUAUUCUGGAUGAGCUAGAGAAUCGUAAAGUCAGAGGCCACGAACAAAGAUGUCUCACCUAUCUUAUUGAUUGUAUCUACUACAUCAGUGAGUCGGCUCCAGAUCUCUUUGCUUCUUCGAUUUGUCCAAAACUUUUGGAGAAGCUGAGACACAGUAAUGCCAGAGUACGUCAACGUUCAUUGGUGGUAUUUGACCGUGUAGCCAACAGAGCUGGCGAUGCUAUGGCUCCACUGUUGCCGAUUGUGGUCCAAUCGCUGACGGAAGUCUUGGAAGGCAGGGUUUUUAACUUGUUUGGUACUGGAUAACUUUAAUGAGUAUGAGGGGUUUUAAAAUGAGAUAUGAGUGAAAGAAAUAUGUAAUUGGCGAAGAAAUUGUUAACACAAUGAGUUAUAUUACAUUGAUAUAAGCACGAUACUUAUUUGUAUGAUCACAUACUUUAUUGUAAAAUAUGUUGAAGAAAGCUCCUGUUAUGGCUUACUUAUCACAUUGUUUUCAGAUUCCGACCAGAAAGUAGCCGACCAAUGUGACCGUACCAUUAGAAUGCUGAAGAGUGUAUUUGGAGAGGAAAUACUUCAGAAUUAA
Molecule: messenger RNA, 7173 nt
Organism: Bursaphelenchus okinawaensis
Lineage: Eukaryota; Metazoa; Nematoda; Chromadorea; Rhabditida; Aphelenchoididae
Source: the annotation of a GenBank genome assembly